CUCGAGAGUCUCUCUCGGAGUGAGCGCGGAGUAGGAGAGAAAGCGCGACUUUCUCCAUCGCAGAGCGCGCUCUCGGACCCGUGUCCUGUGCGUAGCACAUAUCAGUCAGUUUGUAGGCGACCUGCCCGUUAGUCCAGAUUUUUUAUUAUUUGCGUGAAAAAUUUGCAAGUAAACAAGCCAAAAUCAUGGCAAAGAUUGCAUUGGGUUUUCUUACAGUACUUUUCAUAGUACUCGUAAUCGAUGUCCAACCAAGUAGUUCGGCUUUUGCCCAACCCCGUGCCCCGAAUUUCCAAUAUUUCGAAAGGCCUCAAUACCGUUACCCGUAUUACGAUGAAAAUGGAAAAGGCCGUUUGCUCUACGGAUAUGGAGGACCGCAAUUAUAUCAGUACAAAAAGUAUACAGCGCUUGAAGGAAUUCACUAGUGAAUAAAAACAAUAAGGGAAAAUCUUGUUUGUAAAUAUAGUGAAGGAAGUGUUAAAAUUAAAAUUAAUGUAUGAUACCACGGUAAUAAUGUUAAG
This is a messenger RNA of Trichogramma pretiosum, 518 nucleotides long. RefSeq lists its product as uncharacterized. The coding region runs from base 186 to 422 and encodes 78 amino acids. NCBI's taxonomy places the organism in Eukaryota, Metazoa, Arthropoda, Insecta, Hymenoptera, Trichogrammatidae. The record is from RefSeq and is a predicted model, not a curated record. The transcript is spliced from 3 exons.